CUGCGUGGCUCGCCCCCGCCCCCCAUUCUUCCCUGGGAAAGUAUAGAUUUUCACGAACACAGGGAGUUCUGUUUUCUCUGUUAAAAACAACUCUCCUUUACUGGGGCAGGCUUUGUGUUUCACCCAAGGAAACAGAGCAUUGCACUGGGAGGUAACUCCGCUGGGUGAGGUGCAGCCUGUCACCUGACCGGUCUCUGGGGCUGCCGGUGGCAUCAGGCUGCAUUCCUUGAAUUCUUCCACCCGGCACCGGCUCCGCAAUGAACAACUUCAGGUUCACUGAGCUGAGCGGAUUCCACUCGCUGUGCCCUCGGAGCCUGCCUGAAUCUCCCGCCCAGCCUCAAACCAUGCAGCUGAGUAACUGCAAGGGCGCCUUUGAGGAGUAGCACGCAGAGAGUGUCAAUGAAGACCUCAAAGUCUGGAGAAAAAUGAUCUUUCAUGGAAUAAGAAGUAUACCUCCUGCUACAUGUUUUUGUCUUACUGACCUCUGAUACCUGAAACACAUGGCUCUGGGUCUGUAGAAAGUCAACUGAUCAAACUCCUCCUCACCAUGCAUCAACUGUUCAGACUGGUUUUGGGACAAAAAGAUCUUUCACGAGCUGGGGACCUCUUCUCCUUAGAUGACUCUGAGAUUGAAGACAGCCUGACAGAAGCUUUGGAGCAAAUUAAGAUAAUUAGCUCAUCCUCAGAUUACCAAACCAAUAACAAUGACCAGGCAGUAGUUGAAAUCUGUAUCACAAGAAUCACAACAGCCAUCAGAGAGACUGAAUCUAUUGAAAAGCAUGCAAAGGCCCUUGUGGGGCUCUGGGACUCCUGCUUGGAACAUAACCUGAGACCCUUCGGGAAAGAUGAAGACACUCCUCAUGCAAAAAUUGCAUCUGAUAUCAUGAGUUGCAUUUUACAGAAUUACAACCGACCCCCAGUGAUGGCAUUAGCCAUCCCCAUUGCAGUGAAAUUCCUCCACAGAGGCAACAAGGAACUGUGUAGGAAUAUGUCUAACUACCUGUCUCUGGCUGCAAUUACCAAGGCAGAUCUCCUGGCUGAUCACACGGAAGUUAUAGUAAAGAGCAUACUCCAAGGUAACACCAUGUUGUUGAGAGUGUUACCUGCUGUGUAUGAAAAGCAGCCUCAGCCAAUUAAUAGAUACCUGACAGAACUCCUGGCCUUGAUGUCUCAGCUGGAACAGCCAGAACAGUACCAUCUACUACGGCUUUUGCAUGUAGCAGCAAAGAAAAAACAACUCGAGGUAGUUCAGAAGUGUAUUCCUUUCCUAAUUGGGCAUUUGAAGGAUUCAACCCAUAAUGACAUCAUCCUAAACAUCCUAAUAGAGAUAGCAGGCUAUGAGCCAGUGGCUUUGAAUGGUUUUCUUCCAAUGCUGAAAGAGAUCGGUGAGAGAUUCCCCUACCUCAUUGGACAGAUGGCAAGGAUUUAUGGAGCUGUUGGGCAUGUGGAUGAAAAAGCAAUUAAGGCAGUUCACAAGAAAAUCACAGUUGCUGCGAAACCAAAAAAGAAAAAAGAAAAGAAAAAAAAGAAAAAAGAAAAGAAAAAAAAGAAAAUUAACUCAAGGAAAAAUCCUUGAACUAAAAAAGGGAGUGUUGGAAGGAUUGGUGGGUAAGGUACCAGAGAAAUUAUUACUAUAUCAAAGUUUCCUUAGCUAAGGAAAUCACCAACCCAAGGCAAGGUUUACACUUUUGCAAAAUGCAUUUUUCCAUUUCAUUCUUCCCUAUAAGUAAUGAAAUAGUGCCCAAAUCUUUCUGUCUAACCUGUAUUUUGGGUGUUACAUCUCAACUACCAUGAAUAAAGCAUCCUGGCUAUUUGUUUUGAAACUAAGGAGGUGCAAAGAAAAAUAGGCACCUUGCAUCUAAUUAUCUAAUGAGUAAAUUAUGUCAUGUAAUGAGUAAAUUAUGGGAAGUUCAAUUGUAACUGAUGUAUAGUUCAACUGAGUUAAAUCUUACCAUAUUGUUCCUUUUCCUAAUGAGCUAAAAGCAUAUACUUUUUUCCUGGCAAAAAGUUCAAAUACAAUCAGCCUCUCCUUUUAUUUCUCUUUUCUUUCUUUUUGGACCCAUAAUAGGCAUCAUUCUUCAAAAUGAUUUCCAUGAUUGGGCCAGAAGGCCUGUGGUUACUUUUCUCUUUCACUCAGAGAUUGCACCUCAUUUACUAAACAGAUAUUGUGUAAUUAAAGAUGGGCUACUUCUUUGAGUUCUCUAGAAAUGUUUCAAUUCUAAAGUCCCCAAUGGUCUUUCAAAAAGUUUGUUUAAUUGAAGCAAAAGAAAUAGUGGAGCCAUUGUUCAGGAUAAUCAAUGAGAGGUCAUUUACAUGAGGGGACUAUGGCAUGGUGGGAGAGGAAAAUGUGGCUCAGUAUAAUUCAUUCUGGGUCCCUUGAGCCCACACAAAAGAUUUACCUUUAAGAGUUUAAGUUCCCAAGCCCCUAGUUUUUAGAGAGUAAAUCCAAACUAUAGAACCUCUAAAUCUUUUAUCAAUUCAUAAAAUAAUACUAUGUUUGAAGCUAAAAUUAGACAGACUUCCAUAAGCUUUAGGAUUCUGUAAUUAUUUGGGGGUCAAUGCAACAACAACAAAAAAAUGCUGAAAAAUAAACUCUUAGCACAAAUAGAGGGAGAUUUGGGUUUUUAAACACAGACAUGGCCACAUUGAAUGCUAUUUGGGGAAAAAUAAUUUGAAAUUGAAAAAAACGUAUUUGACAACAGACCAUGUCAAGUUUUCUGCCCUUUAAAAAAUUCAAACUAAAGACAUAAUUUAUUGUCUCAAAUAACAUAGCAUAAAGUUAAGCCACCUCUCAUAUCCUCUGAUUUCUAUUUUAAAUCCUAAGUCAAUUUCAUUCAAACAUCUUUUUGAGAAAGAUAUACUAUGUUCCACACUCAACUUUAGCCAUAAUUGUUUUAUAAUUAAAAAAUUAUACCUUGCUUUUUUUCUCAAGGGUGGGUUUACUUUAGCAUUCUGUGCCAAAUGCAUAGACCUAAACUAAAUCCAACUUAUCCUUAAUUUUUAACAUGAUAUAAAAUGUAACAUUCAUAUAAAACAAAGAAUACAUCUGUUUUCAUCAGCUGUUUCUUAACUUUUAUUACUGGGAUUUAUUUUUUAAAACUGUUUUGCCCAGACAGUUUUGUUUUCCUAAGCAUGAUUUAUUACUCUCCCAUGAGCACACAAAAAAUAUGUGUUCCUGAAUCAAAAAUAAUGAAGAAUGGAAACUUAUUCAUUUUACAAUUGACUAAACGAUCAUUUAAAAUAUGUAAAUACGUUUAAAUUCUAAUAGGGUUUUUUUCAAUCAAUGGGUACAAAAAUAUAUUCGACUACCCCAAGUUGAUAUACAGAAAAAUUGAGACACAAUCAAAAGAUAAAAGAAAGAAUUGAAGAAAGUGACUUUUGUAAUGCUAUUCUAAAAAUCAGCUCAAAGUUGGAGAAUUAUGUACGUAAGAGAGAGAUUAACAAGGUUUUUAUUUAUUUAUUUUCUCCUUUGUUCCACAAAAAAAUAUUUCAGGCAGCUUGCUUCUUGAUGUUCUGUUAAAAGAUUAUACAAGCUUUUGAAUAUGAUUAACAUUUGAUGUCUACUUUCUUGGCAAGCAUUUUACAUGUAUUUUAUGCUAAUAUUUUAAGGCUAAAAGAGCAUUUUCUUGUCUGUGUGGCAUAAUUUUUAAAGAAUGAAAUUUAUUAAUUGUAAAAAUAUCUUGAAAUUUAAAGAUUACUAGAUAGCUUGACCUUUACUGGCUUCCCUACUUCAAUAACAGCAAGUUUUUGCAGAAUUUAAAAGACUGCAACAUUUUUACUUCAGAAAUAGGAAAAGAUUGAAAAAGAUUGAGGAAUAAUUACAAAGAGAAAACGAUAUAAAUAUCUAGAUUAUCUAAAAUAAUGAGCUAAAGUUGGGUUCAGGUCACAAAGAAAAUUUUAAGUUGUAUAGUGUUUUGAUGUAAUCACAUAACUGCUUUUAAAAGAGAAAUUGGCUUUCUUGGUGAAAUGUUGAACAUAUUUCAAUUCUAAGUAAAGUAUUUUGCAGGUUACCAAAAUACUGGCUCACAUUUGCUUAUAUUGAGUUGGUUUUGGGGUGUUGGACAUUUCUAGAAUUUCCCAACUAUUAUCAAUUCUCAAGAUAAAUUAACUGGGAAAAAUUAAAGGGCUAUAUAGCUUCUAAAAUGGCUUGUUUUCAUUUUUGUGAUAAUUCAAAUAUUUCUGCAUUCAUGUUUAAGAUUUUUGAUACUUAAGUAAUAAUAACUAAUGUUGAUUUAACAUUUCUGUAUGACAGGCAAUUUUUAACUCACUUUUUUUCAACUCACUGAAUUCUCACAACCUAUGAUGGUCAAUAUUAGGUGUCAACUUGACUGGAUUGAGGGAUGCCUAGAUGGCUGGUAAAGUAUUGUUUUUGGGUGUGUUGCUCUGGCCCAUUUGUCAAGCGACCUGAAAGGCAGAUAGUUUUGAGUGGAGCCCAGACCAGAAGUCUCUGCAACAGGUCUAAGCUACUGUGCAAGCCGUAUGACCCAGCAGAUCUAGUGGUGCAUGAGGUAUCAAUAGCAGAUUGGGAUGCUGUUGGGAGCCUUUGGCAGGUCCUCAUAGGUGAAUCAUAGUGGAGCCCUUUAGGAUUCUAUCUAGAGCAAGGCCCUACCAUCUUCUGUAGAUAACUCCUUUUCUUUUUUUUUUUUUUU
Molecule: messenger RNA, 4649 nt
Organism: Cercocebus atys (sooty mangabey)
Lineage: Eukaryota; Metazoa; Chordata; Mammalia; Primates; Cercopithecidae
Gene: VEPH1
Product: ventricular zone expressed PH domain-containing 1
Exons: 7
Coding region: 548-1576 (342 amino acids)
Biological process (GO): regulation of signal transduction
Cellular component (GO): plasma membrane
Molecular function (GO): phosphatidylinositol-5-phosphate binding
Source: RefSeq, a predicted model, not a curated record